Messenger RNA from Globicephala melas (long-finned pilot whale), 5148 nucleotides. RefSeq names its product calcium voltage-gated channel auxiliary subunit gamma 6 (gene CACNG6). NCBI's taxonomy places the organism in Eukaryota, Metazoa, Chordata, Mammalia, Artiodactyla, Delphinidae. Gene Ontology annotation, molecular function: calcium channel regulator activity. Gene Ontology annotation, biological process: calcium ion transport; regulation of calcium ion transmembrane transport via high voltage-gated calcium channel. Gene Ontology annotation, cellular component: L-type voltage-gated calcium channel complex; membrane. The record is from RefSeq and is a predicted model, not a curated record.
ACAGGUGGGGAUGGGGUGGGGGGAAAGCAAAGCAGGAUGUGGCGACUUUAGGGGAGGAGCCUGAGGAAGAACCCACUGCAGCAGUAACAGCAGUGGGUUGUGAGAAGUAAAGGCACGCGACAAGCGUUCUGGCCAAGCAGAGACAGCACAAAAGCCCUGAGGAGUCGCCAAUUUUUGAGGAGGCCCCAUGGCGAGCAGAUGAACAAGGAUGAGAAAAUUGGGGUGAGGUCAGAAGCGUGCGCCGGGGGCCUGUCAUGUGGGGGCUUGUAGCCCUGGGAAGAAAUUGGAAUUUUAUUCUAGACCCCGUGGGAUGGGCAUAGGAAUGACAUGCUCCUGUUUUCAUUUAUAAAAACAAAACAAAAUAACAGAACCGCGUCGCUGUGCUGAGAAUAGAUUUAGGAGUGAAGGUGGAAAUAAGGAAUUAAGAGGCUGUCGUCCUUGGCUAGUUGAGGCUGAUGGUGGCCUGGACCAAUGUGGAACUGGUGAAGGUGGAGAAAAAUGGAAGAACAGGAAAUGGGAUUUUGGAGGCAAAGCCCAUGGUGGUGGCGAACUGGAUGUAACAGAGGACGGAAAGAAAAACCAAGGAGAGAGAAGAGAAAAACUCUUUUAACUGUGUGAAGUUGGGUGGUGCUGCUCUGUGUUGCCUGGAAAGGGGUCACUGGGGGAAGGGAUCAGGUGGGAGGGGCCAAGCAUCCUCCUCGGGCCAUGACAAGUUAAGAGAGGCCUGUGAGCAAUCCAAGCUGGGGUAUCAGGUAGCCAGUUGGAUAUGUGAGACUGGAGCUUGGGGGAGAGGUCCUGCUUGGAAAUAUAAGUUUUGGAAAUGUCCGCAUAUAGGAGACAGCGUGUUUAAAGCCUCAGGACUAGAUGAGGUGACCUAGGAGAUGAGUGUGGAUGACAGAGAAAGAACCCGGCCAGAGACUCGGGGCCAUCUGCAUGGUGGGGGGCGGGGAGGAAGAUGUAGUUAAGGGGGCAAGGAGUGACCAUGAAAUAGGCAGAGACCAGUGCUGAGACCCAGAAAAGGAUCCGUGGAGCAAAGAUAACAUGACCCUGACUCGAGGUCAUCGCCGUGCAGUGGUAGGGACUGGAGUUUUGCCUGAGUGAGUGGAAGGCAGAGAUUGUGGGAGGGGAGGUGGAGGGAAAGCGAGGCCAAGCCAUCCUUCUGGUAUGAAAGUGACAAGAACUUUCCCACCAAAGAAAGUUCAUACCGUUUCUGUGAAAGGAGAGAAAGGAAGGCUGGCAGACAGGGAGAUGGAAGAAAGAAAAAUAACUCCCGAAAGGAGAGAGCCAUUACCACAGGCAAGAUUGAGAAGGAUGGGGAGGCCCAGGGCCGGGAGGGGAAGAUGGAUCCAGGAGGCAGGGCAGAGGCGCUGCAGGAAGGUGUCUGAUUUCUCAGAAUGGAGCCGCUGGUGGAUGUCACCCAGCCCAACUCCCAUCUCACGUUGCUGCCAGCACCAGGCACUUUCUCCGAUUCCCCUCUGAGUCCUGCCAAGCCUGGGAAUACCCGGUGAGGUGAGGGAAAGAACAGGUUUCACUCAUUCAUUUAAGAAACAGUCCCUGAGGCCUUCCAGGCACCAGGCCUUGCAAUCUCAGAGCUGGGAACUCGGAUCUGAAGACAGGCAGCGCGGCCAAUCGGAAUGCAGAGGGAGGUGUGCUCUGAAGGGGGGCCCUUCCCUAGCUCGGGAGGGGACGUCUGUGUGUCACCAUCUCCCUUCAUCCGUCCAUCCAUUUGCUCAUUCGUUCAUUCAUGCAGAUCACCCAUACACGCUUCCUAAGGCCUCCUGUGUAACAUUUUGGGCUGGGUGGUGCCGAGGCCAACGAGAUGGGGUUCUCUUGCACCCGAGCCCUGCCAGAGGCUUAUGGGAGAGCCAGACACAGCUGUACACAAUCGCAAUCACAUCCCAGGGCCAUGCACGCUCCAACGGAAGCAGCACAGGGCGCCCGGUGGACAGAGAAGGUUAGGAUGCACCGGGCCGGCUGGAGCCGUCAACCAUGGGCAAAGGAGUUGGUGAAAGGUGGGUCCCCCCUGGGCCAUCGCAGAGGGGCUGCGGGAGGGAGUGAAGGGGUAAAGAUCAGGCCCUGCUGCCCUUCCACACGGCUGUCCCCGUCCCUGUCCCUGGGGGAGCUGAAACUGCAUGGAAGGUCCCCCGGGGGUGCCCCGUCUAAUAAACUCGAUGAAGAGGACUAUGGCUCUGGUUCCCACGCCCCUAACACCAGCUUCUCCCUGAGGCCUGCCCUUUCCACCUCCUGGGGAGCUGAGGACCCCAGCCCGGGACUCUCCCUUACCAUCCUUCAAGAUGCAAGGGAUUUGGGCCCCAGUCUUCUCCUCCUCAGACUAGGGGUCCAGGCCCCCAGCCCCUCCUCCCUCAGACCCAGGGGUCCAGGCCCCCAGCCCCUCCCCACUCAAACCCAGGGGUCCAGGCCUCCAGCCCCCUCCCUCCCGUCUCACGAGUUAAAGUCCCCAGUUUCUUCUCUUUCAGGGACCCAAGACCCCCGGCCCCAGCUUUCUCCUCCCUCAUACCCAGGAGUCCUGCCUCCCCGCCCCUCUUCCCCUGGACCGAGCAGUUCGGGUUCCCAGCCAGGCCUGCUCCGGACCAAAACUCCUGGUUCCCUGCCCUGCCCCCUCUCCUGCCAGCUGGGAGAUGGGACCCUCAGCUCCCGCCCUUGCCCCUUAAGGAAGUAAAAGUCCUUUCGGUCUCCAGCGGGUCAGGACCUGGCCCCCAGCCCCUCCUCCCAGGGCAGACGUCCUUCUCCCUGCCCCUCGUUCCCUUAAAAUACCCGGGAUCCCUAUGGCAACAGGCGGCGGCAACAGGUGCGGGUGUUAUUUACGGGUCGAGCCCGAAAUAGCCGGCGAUGGUGAAGGGGGUGGGCGGAUGGGGGCGAGGCUGGGAGUGAGCGGAGCUGCCGGGCCGGCGGGCGGAGCGGGCAGUGGCGUGCAGAACCGACGGCUCGGAGGCAUCGCGGAGCUGGGGUCGGCGCCGCGCAGAGGCAGGAGAGCGAGAGGGGUCCCUACCCAGGAGACGGGGGUGGGAGGCCUGAGGGAGGCGCCUGGCCUGGAGCUGAGCCUGGAGCCGUCCCGACCCGGCCGGCCCUGGGAGCCCGGGGGAGGGGAGCCGAGUGAUCCCAAAGGGACACCGAGUCCCUUCCGGGUCCCAGUUGUCCUUUGAGCCGCGUGAGGGGACUUGGUCCCCAUUUCCUGAGCCGCAUUGCGGACCACAGCACCUUCAUCUGAGCCCCAGCAGGGACCCCAGGUCCCCCUCCUGAGCCUUGGGGGUGUCCCUCAGCCCCUUUCUCUCAGCCCCUAGGGCAGACCUUCUCUGGUCUUUUCUCUGAAUGGCCAGGGAGACCCCCCUCCCCUCUUCCUGAAUUCCAGCAGGUCCCCAGCCUCCUGUCUCUGAACCCCAGCCAGGACUCUGCUGGUCCCCCCUGUGAAAGUUGGGGGAAUCCUACUGCCUCUCUGAGACUCCAAAGUAAUUCUGACCUCCCCUUCUGAACUCCCUGCACCCCAAUUUUUCCUCUUCUGAACCCCAGGGCGGACCCAACUUCUCCUUCACCAGACUCUGAGCCCCAAAGAAGCCAGGAAGCAUCUCCUCUCAAACACAGAGAGGACCUCAGCUCCCCUUCCUGUGUAUCCCAAACUUUGAGCCCUAGUGGGAAGCUCGGAUUCCCUCCCCCCAAGGAAACACAGCUUCCCUUUGGUGAUUCCCUCCAGUGGGGACCCCAGAGCAGCCCCUCAGAGCUUCAGCUGACACUCAGCUCUCCUGCUUCUGGAGCUCUCAGGCCCCCCUCCUGGGUGCCCAGGUUCUAGCCGUGAGGCUGGGGGAACCUAGCUUCAUCUCUAGUCUCAUCUUCUUUGCUGAGCUUCUGUGGGUACCCCAGGCUCUUCUCUGAACCUCAGAGGGUUCCCAGCAGAGGAUCUAGGUCCCAGAAGUGACCUCGAUUUCCUCAUUUGAGGUUCCAGGGAGGAUUCAGAUCUUCCCAUUUCACAGACCAGUGGAAACUGAGCCCCUCACCUGCUUCAAGACCCCAGGCGCUUCCCUCCCCACUCCCACCCCUCAGGAGCCCUCCUCAGCUCUGCCUCUUUCGCACCUGGGCCCUAUCGCCCGCGACGAGGAUGAUGAUGUGGUCCAACUUCUUCAUGCACGAGGAGGACCGCCGGCGGCGAGCUCACAGGGCGCGCAAGGCCAAGAUGACCCCUGAGCACGAGGGGAAGAUUAAGCUGGCGCUGCUGCUGACCUCCGUGGGUGCCACGCUGGCAGUGCUGGCCGUGGGCACCGAGUUCUGGGUGGAACUCAACACCUACAGGGACAACGGCAGUGCCGUCUGUGAUGCUGCCCACCUGGGGCUCUGGAAGAUGUGCACCAAGCGACUGUGGCAGGCGGACGUGCCCGCCGGCAGAGACACCUGCGGCCCAGCGGAGCUGCCCGGAGAAGCAAACUGCACUUAUUUUAAAUUCUUCACCACGGGAGAGGAUGCUCACAUCUUCCAGAGAACCACAAAGAAAGAGGUAAAUAUGGCAGCUGCGGUGAUAGCAGUGCUAGGCAUGGCAGUCAUGGCCCUGGGGUGCCUCUGUGUCAUCAUGGUGCUCAGCAAAGGAGCAGAGUUCCUGCUCCGGGUUGCAGCCAUCUGCUUUGGCCUCUCAGGCCUGCUGCUUCUGGUCAGCCUGGAGGUGUUCCGCCAUUCCGUGCAAGCCUUGCUGCAGAGAGUUAGCCCUGAGCCUCCCCCGUCCCCGGCCCUGACCUAUGAAUACUCCUGGUCUCUGGGCUGUGGCGUGGGGGCCGGCUUGGUCCUGAUCCUGGGGAGUGGCUUCUUUUUCCUGCUCACCCUGCCUCCCUGGCCCUGGGGCUCCAUCUGUCCCAAGUGGGGGCACAGGGCCACCUAGGGUCACCGUUGUGCUUUCUCUAAGCAACUCCCAAACGCUUCGCCUUUCUCCAUUGUGCCCCUCAGAAUCUUUUGUCCCAUGUCCUAGAGAAACUGUGUUCUCCCUGCUCUAGGGGCCCAUGCUGUUUGCACAGAACUGCCCCUCACGCCCUCAUCUUUUUUUCUCUGUAAAUAUGUUUUUCUCGGGGGCUGAAUUUGGGUUGCUUAGGAGUGGGAUGGGGAGAGGAUUUUUGCAAACGAGGAUCCCCAGGGAAGGCUGGUGGGGACCUG